Cantharellus anzutake is the source of this 582-nucleotide messenger RNA. RefSeq lists its product as uncharacterized. The record is from RefSeq and is a predicted model, not a curated record. The coding region runs from base 85 to 504 and encodes 139 amino acids. Lineage: Eukaryota; Fungi; Basidiomycota; Agaricomycetes; Cantharellales; Hydnaceae. The transcript has 4 exons.
UCCGCUUAUCUGCCACAGUUUCGAUAACGCCUUGCCUGCGAGAAGUGUGGCGCAGGGGGCCGGGAGAAAGAAUCAAUACGGCGAAUGGCAAGCCUUCUUCCCUUGCCGUGUGCUCUUAGCGCGCUUCUUUUGCUCUAUGCUCGGAUUAGCCUGGCAUGUGAGUUGAGCACCCCAGAUCCAUCGGUCGGCAUUACGCAGGGUGUUCAGUUUUACGUAUCCUGGGGGAACUGUACUACCCCCGCUACGCUCACACUCUGGAGAGAGGAUACUCAAAAUGACGUAGUUAUGAAUUAUUAUUCCGUCAGUCGGCCUCCUGUCGGCUGGACCAUCAAUGGCAUUCAAUUUACAUAUUCAACCGUCUACUUUGUUCUGGUGGAUUAUUAUGAACUCAAGGCGACAAGUAUCAAGUAUGUAGUUAAGCCGAAUCCGCAGAUUGGGAGUUCGUUUCCAAGUGCUUUGUCAGUUAGUACCUUGUUCAUUCGGCCCGGGGAAGAGCUAGGUUGAUUGUAUCGGGUUUUUCUUCCAUUAGGAGCUUUCCAUUGUCUCGGCGAGCGUCGCCUCAGUUUCGUCUACGGUUAGUGG